AUGGGGCAAAGAAGGGAGGAAAUGAGAGAAACGAAGGAAACGAAGGAAAUGAAGAUGACACAAACAUCCGGACAAAGGUGCACCUACAACUGCUCCGGCCCCAGCUCCAGUUCCUCAAGUGGCAAAAGCAACCACUCAUUAUAUCUUCGGUCCCAGAGAGAAGUCCCGACAAACAUCAUCGAUACACUUCAAAAAUGGCACAUGGCACACCCCUACGAGAGACCAGCAUGCUUCUACCCAGACCAAUCAUUGAAGAAAUGGCCAUACAAAGUCUUUGAUCGGAACGGGAAGGAACUGGACCUCUCAAUGUUUUGGGUUUCAAAGCCGAUACCAUAUCGUUUUACUUUUGUCAAUGGACAUGGUGAUGCGAAGCUGGUGGCUUGUUGGAAGUUUUCUCACAGAAAGAUCUUCCUUGUUGGAUGGAAUGCUAGGGAUGGGAUUGAUUCAGAGGCUUGCGCUGUUCAAUUGUUUGAGAGGGGAAUCAAAAAGAUUACCUUCCAGAGGAAGUUUUUUAAUGAUUUUCAGGAAUUUUUCAAUCCUUUGGUGAUUAGUGUACCCAACACCGGGGUUGAAGACGGAGACGAAGGCAGCAAUGAAAACAAAGGGUUUGGUGAUACAGUACAGAAUAAAGAAAAUGAAGGAAAUGACACAAGCGACUGCACUGGUGCUAUCAAUAUGGGACAGGACACAACUACAACUGCCGCUCCUGCUCCUGUUACAGCCCUUAUUACAGCUCCUCAAACAGCUAAACGAACCGCGAUAAAAUUCACUAUCGCUCAACACAUCUACGGUGCGAAAACAGUUCCACAGAACAUCAUAGAUACACUGGUAGGAUGGCACAGGGCACACCCUAACCAGGAACCACCAUGCUUCCACCAAGAUAGGCCGUACCCAAAAUGGCCCUGGAGUCUUCGACCAGAAUGGGAGAACAAUAUCAUCAUUCUCAAUGUUCACGGUCCAAGAACCAAUACCAUAUCAUUUUACAUUUCUGCUUGAUAGACAUAGCAACGGGAAAAUGGUGGCUUCUGAGCAAUUUUCUCACAAGAAAAUCUUUCUGUUUGGGUGGGAUCCGAAGAGUGGGUUUGAGUCGGAGCCUUGUGCUGUUCGAUUGCUUGGGAAAGCUUGAAGAAGAUUGAGUUUCAUCACAAGGAGAGCUUUGCUCGAGUUAAAGGUCGGGCUAGUAGUAAGCUUGUUAAUUCAACUGCUACGGGUAACGACCCGUAUACGAC
Molecule: messenger RNA, 1229 nt
Organism: Aspergillus ruber CBS 135680
Lineage: Eukaryota; Fungi; Ascomycota; Eurotiomycetes; Eurotiales; Aspergillaceae
Exons: 2
Coding region: 1-996 (331 amino acids)
Source: RefSeq, a predicted model, not a curated record